UUCUGUGUCUGACCAGGACACACAUGGUUACUCUGCAGUCUGAGCUGAAGAAUAGUCAUCUUCUACUCCUAGCUGAGAGAAAAUGGGUGUAGAUUUGUUGUGGCUACAAAACUCACCGAGACUUGAUCAACGCCGUGGCUCAUCUUCUUUUUGCUCGGAGAGAUCGAAUAUGCAGCGCUUCUUCUCCUCGUCCCUCAUCCUCCUCAUUUGGUUUCUUCCCCAUGAAACCAGCUACUCCGCCGCCGCCGCAGCUUCCGGUUGGUGCCAACGCCGGUGCGGCAGCGCCAUCGUCCCCUACCCUUUCGGCUUCUCCGCCGGCUGCCCCAUCGUUCUAUCCUGCGACGUCAACACCUCUACGCCGAUCAUCCCAUCCAGAGGAGGAGACAACGGCACCUCGUACCGCGUCUUCGGCUUCAACUCCACCGCCUCCACUUUCGUCCUUGCCCUCCCGUCGUCGUGCAGCCGGAGCGUCCCCGACGGCAGAAGAACGCUCUCCGGGGCCAACUACGGCGUCACGUCCCGCACCGGCCUGUUCCUCCGUGGCGGGUGCCGCGAGACCAGCUCGACCUCCUGCGCCGUGCCACCGGCCGUCAUGUCCAGCAUGCUGCGCACGGCGCAGUGCGGCGACAACGAGACGGCGUUGGCCGCUGGCGCCGUGGUGUGCGUCGCUUCCAAAUCGCCGAACGCCACGUCCGCGGGCGUUUUCCUGCAGUGGGAUAAGGCGGAUAAUACAACAUGUGACAACAUGCUGAGCUCCGCGUUGUUCUGGGAAACGGCGGAGGGGACAGCGUCGCUGGAGUUCGGCUUGGCGGAGCUUGGCUGGUGGCUCAACGGGACGUGCGCCGGCGGCAGCGAGCGAUGCGCGGCGGACGCGACGUGCUCCAACGUGGCAACGCCGAGCGGGACGGAGGGUCACCGGUGCGCGUGCGUCGCGGGGAUGGGCGGCGACGGCUUCUCCGCUGGCGAGGGAUGUGGUGGUCCCUCAAGCUGGAUGCGCCAGAAACUACCCCUGCUUGCUGGCGUGUGUGGCGCGUUUCUGCUUUCGCUCGGCAUCUCGGCCCUCUUCAUCAUCCACCGGCGAAAAAGACACAAUGGUAUGACGAACACAAUCAAACAACGGCCCACAAAGGUAGUGACACUCUUCCGCGGAGAACACGUGGAGGACGAGCUAGAGCAAGGAGCCGGCGCCCCCCGGCGAUUUUCCUCUCUUUCCUACGAUGAGCUCGCCGCUGCAACUAACAACUUCUCCGAAGACAGGGCGCUCGGGAGAGGAGGUUUCGGAUCCGUGUACCAAGGACUCCUGAGCGACAUGAACCGAGAAGUGGCCGUCAAGAGGGUAUCCGAGACCUCUCGACAGGGCUGGAAGGAGUUCGUCUCCGAGGUGAGCAUCAUUAGUCGGCUCAGGCAUCGGAACCUCGUGCAGCUCAUCGGCUGGUGCCACGGCGGCGACGAGCUGCUCCUGGUUUAUGAGUUGAUGCAUAAUGCUAGCCUCGACACUCAUUUGUACAAACCAGACUGCGUGCUGGCAUGGUCAGUUAGGUAUGAGAUCGUGCUCGGUGUAGGUUCAGCACUUCUAUAUUUACACCAGGAGACGGAGCAACGCGUGGUUCACAGAGACAUCAAGCCAAGCAACAUCAUGCUAGACUCCUCGUUCACCGCCAAGCUUGGCGACUUUGGUCUCGCGAGACUUAUCAACGACGGCAGAAGAUCUUACACGACUGGCUUGGCCGGCACAUUGGGGUACUUCGAUCCAGAGAGCAUGCUGUCCGGCAGGGCGAGCGUGGAGUCAGACGUCUACAGCUUUGGGGUCCUCCUCCUCGAGGCCGCCUGCGGGCGGCGCCCUGCCGUGGUCCAUGAAAAUGGUGAUAUCGUCCACCUGGUUCAAUGGGUGUGGGAAUUGUAUGGCGGUGGAGGGGUUCUUGUUGCCGCCGACGAGCGGCUUAGGGGCGAGUACGACGGUAAGGAGAUGGAGCAAGUGAUGGUCGUCGGGCUCUGGUGCGCGCACCCCGAUCGCGGCAUGAGGCCGUCCAUCAGGCAAGCUGUGAACGUGUUGCGAUUCGAAGCACCAUUGCCGAGCCUGCCGGCGAGGAUGCCUGUGGCAACCUACGGGCCGCCCACAAACCCUUUGAGUUUUGGGACGCUGGUCUUAAGCAGUGCCGACGGCCGGUGACGACGAUCUCAUUGGAACACACGGACCACCCAGGACAUCGCUCACUGAUUAAAUUCAGAGCGAUAACUUCUGUAACCAUCCUCAAUCU
Lolium rigidum is the source of this 2258-nucleotide messenger RNA. RefSeq names its product L-type lectin-domain containing receptor kinase IX.1-like. The record is from RefSeq and is a predicted model, not a curated record. NCBI's taxonomy places the organism in Eukaryota, Viridiplantae, Streptophyta, Magnoliopsida, Poales, Poaceae. Gene Ontology annotation, molecular function: ATP binding; protein kinase activity. Gene Ontology annotation, cellular component: plasma membrane. The coding region runs from base 83 to 2170 and encodes 695 amino acids. The transcript is spliced from 4 exons. Gene Ontology annotation, biological process: protein phosphorylation.